This is a messenger RNA of Epinephelus moara (kelp grouper), 729 nucleotides long. RefSeq lists its product as uncharacterized. NCBI's taxonomy places the organism in Eukaryota, Metazoa, Chordata, Actinopteri, Perciformes, Serranidae. The record is from RefSeq and is a predicted model, not a curated record. The transcript is spliced from 3 exons. Bases 1 to 729 code for a protein of 242 amino acids.
AUGGAGGAUCGAGCCCCACCCGGAUCCAGGAUGCAGAACCCACAGGCCCUCCACAUAGCUACUGGCUGGGCCCGCAAACGCUAUGGCCCCAAGCUUUCUACAACCACCCUUCACACGACUCCAUCUGCCCCCACCCCCAUGUCCAUCCCUGGGGCCCCUUCCCCCCCCAUCCCACCACAGACUUCUGUCUCCCCCAGCAUCCACCCACGGCCGCCGGGGCAACCACCUACUGGCGACAAUAUUGUCAACCGAGGAAAGCCCCGCACCCCCUCAGGGCCUUCUCCCACCUCUCCGCCCGAACUAGGAAGCUCACCCCCUCCGGUUCCGAUUUAUGCCCAGGUUGUCAUUCAGGCCCCGAACAGCAAGUGCCCUCCUCCUGUAACGGAGGGACCCCCUGUCCCGGUGACGCACCCUCACGUCCGGCCACGGGCUCUCUCUCCAUCCCCCACGUGUCCGUUGAGUGCAUCCACCCCUUUGCCCCAACGAUCCAAAACACGCCUCUCCUUCCAAAUCACCCGGGACAUACAGGAACCACUUCCCAACUCCCCUACCCCACAACUUUCUCCUGUUCUCCCCAUCUUACACAAUAAGCCCUCUAUUCCAUCGCCUUCAUCCUCUCCCAUUCUCCCCCAGCAGCCAACUGAAGAACAUCCACCGGCAUUCUCCCAUCAACCCACACAUGGCACACUGCUAUCAACGCAGUCUGCCACCCAGGAGACCGGGGAUUGA